ACAAAGCUGCGUGGUUUUACAUUUAACAUUAUACUUUCCUGGCUCCUUUUUCCUUGUUGGCCGUCUAAAGGCAAGAAGAGUCACCAGCAGCUCUACUGGAGUCACCCAAGGAAGUUCUGCCUGGGUUUUUGCUCUUGCCGUGUCUGCUCUAAUCACCAUGGUCUGAUCCGGAAAUACCAGAUGAACACAUGCUGUCAGUGUUUCCAUCAGUAUGAGAAGGACAUAAGCUUCAUUACGUUGGACUAAGUGACCUUGAAUCGAUUAUUUAACACUGUCUACUCAGUGAAACAGAUCAUGUUAGUCUUUGUACAAAAAGAAUAAAAAGGGGGGGUGGCGCAGUGGUGGCACACACCUUUAAUCCCAGCACUCAGAAGGCAGA
Mesocricetus auratus (golden hamster) is the source of this 379-nucleotide messenger RNA. Its product is annotated as 40S ribosomal protein S29-like. The annotation marks the transcript as partial. Gene Ontology annotation, molecular function: structural constituent of ribosome; zinc ion binding. NCBI's taxonomy places the organism in Eukaryota, Metazoa, Chordata, Mammalia, Rodentia, Cricetidae. The record is from RefSeq and is a predicted model, not a curated record. Gene Ontology annotation, cellular component: cytosolic small ribosomal subunit. The transcript has a single exon.